GUAAUCGAUAUCGAUUCUCCGCUCCGCCCAAUUGGGCUCAUCCCAUACAGUAAAAUCUCGGUCAGUCGCGUUCGGAUUGCACAUUUUCGGUUUGUUUGCUUACCCAGCGCAUAUGUUUGCUGACCACCCCGCGCUGGUGCGAGUUGAGCCACGUCGGGACUAGGAUGAUGCCAUAGAUUCCUUGGCGGGCCAGGCACAGUCACUGCAAGAACAAUUCGCACGGGAGGAGGACGAACGGGGCCGUACAGGGUGCUCCCUGCGAAAUGGGUCGCAACAACUUCGGGACGCAGCACCAGCAGACAAAUGUGAGGCGCCAUCGCAAUGCUGGCGGUGCCGCAGCAAAAUCAUCCAACGCAGCCAAACCCUCGCCAACAAUGACGGACUACCUGUCGCUGCACUCGCGACUCGCCCAGGUGGGCCAGGAGCACCUGGUGAAGUUCUGGCCGGAGCUCUCAAACGAAGAGCGCGUCGAACUGGUGCGGGACAUCGAGGAGCUGAAUCUGGAUGAGAUCAAGAAGUACUUCGAUCGGGCCACGGUCUCGAUGAACGAGAAUGGCAUUAAGCUGGACGAUCGCCUGCAGCCGCUGCCCGAGGGCAAGCUGAUCUCCAUUGCCAGGACGCCGUUGGAGCAGUUGGCCGUCUACCGGGAUGAGGGUCUCCGGCAGAUCAGCAACGGACAUGUCGCUGUGUUGCUAAUGGCGGGCGGACAAGGCACACGACUUGGCUUCGACCAUCCCAAGGGAAUGUACGACGUGGGUCUGCAGUCGCGGAAGACUCUGUUCCGCAUUCAGGCCGAGCGGAUCCUGAAGCUGGAGGAGCUUGCCCAGGAGGCGAGUGGCAAGCGUGGUCACAUCACCUGGUACAUAAUGACGUCGGAGCACACGGUGCAGCCCACUUACGACUACUUUGUGGCCAACAACUUCUUUGGCUUGAAGGCGGAGAACGUGCUGCUGUUCGAGCAGGGAUCGCUGCCGUGCUUCGAAUACGAUGGACGCAUCAUUCUGGACGAGAAGCACCGAGUGGCGCGAGCACCCGACGGUAACGGAGGCAUCUACAGAGCGAUGAAACGCCAGGGGAUACUGGACGACAUGCAGAAGCGGGGUGUAUUGUAUCUGCACGCCCACAGCGUGGACAACAUCCUGACUAAGGUGGCCGACCCCGUGUUCAUCGGCUACUGCGUGCAGGAGAAGGCCGACUGCGCCGCUAAGGUGGUGGAGAAGGCGGCGCCCAACGAGGCCGUCGGUGUGGUGGCCAUUGUCGAUGGCAAAUACCAGGUGGUGGAGUACAGCGAGAUCUCGGCCAAGACAGCAGAGAUGCGCAAUUCGGACGGCCGGCUGACCUUCAGUGCUGGCAACAUAUGCAACCAUUUCUUCAGCUCCAGCUUCCUGCAGAAGAUCGGCAGCACGUUCGAGCAGGAGCUCAAACUGCACGUGGCCAAAAAGAAGAUUCCCUUCGUCGACAACGCCGGCAAGCGGCUGACCCCCGACAAGCCGAACGGAAUCAAGAUUGAGAAGUUCGUUUUCGAUGUGUUCGAGUUCGCCCAGAAGUUCGUGGCCAUGGAAGUGCCUCGCGACGAGGAGUUCAGUGCCCUGAAGAACUCCGAUGUGGCUGGCAAGGAUUGCCCCAGCACUGCCAGGUCGGACCUGCAUCGACUGCACAAGAAGUAUAUCGAAAGCGCCGGCGGCAUCGUGCAUGGUGAUGUCUGUGAGAUCUCGCCGUUCGUCACGUACGCCGGGGAGAAUCUCGCCUCGCAGGUUGAGGGCAAGUCGUUCACCAGCCCCGUCUACCUCCGGGACACCCGCGACCCCCUGCACGGACACCUCUAAUCCGGGUGUAGCAUCGACCCAUAGACUGAUGGACGGAUGGUAGUUGUUUCGGUUACUUGUACAUUUUUCGUUUACCGUCUUUGAACGUCAUGAUUCCCAAACUAAUAGUUAGCACACGGAAAUUCCAUUGAUUUCAGUACUUAAAGGAGACUUGUAAAAAUGUGUUACCUAUUGUGUCCGUUGUUUUUUCGUUUUGGAAAUAAUUGUGCAAUCGUAAUGUGAAUAUAUACAAUAUAUAGAGCAUGUAAUGAUAUGAAUAUUUUAAUAUGUUGUAAAAUACAAAAAUUAUAAGUACGGCCAA
Messenger RNA from Drosophila biarmipes, 2127 nucleotides. It is a transcript of the gene mmy, whose product is annotated as UDP-N-acetylhexosamine pyrophosphorylase. The record is from RefSeq and is a predicted model, not a curated record. Gene Ontology annotation, biological process: UDP-N-acetylglucosamine biosynthetic process. The coding region runs from base 264 to 1826 and encodes 520 amino acids. The transcript is spliced from 3 exons. NCBI's taxonomy places the organism in Eukaryota, Metazoa, Arthropoda, Insecta, Diptera, Drosophilidae. Gene Ontology annotation, molecular function: UDP-N-acetylglucosamine diphosphorylase activity.